CCUACUGGGCCAACUGGUGCAAAAGGUGAUCGAGGGCCAACUGGUCCUACUGGGCCAACUGGUGCAAAAGGUGAAAAGGGUCAAAAAGGUGAAAAAGGAAACAGUGCAGACAAUUGCCAGUGGACAGCAUGGUCUACAUGGAGUAUUGGACGAUGUAGUAGUACAUGUGGACCAGGAACACGCCGUGAUACAAGAACCAGAAGAUACACACAUUGUGUGUCUGGUACUGCUACAGAAACAAGGACCCAGCCAUGUUUCACACGAUGUAAGUACUGUAAAUGGAGCACAUGGGGGUCUUGGUCAUUUUAUGAACCAUGUGAUAAACCAUUUCGAAUGACACAGAGGAGGUGUCGGACAGAACUAUAUUCUUACUCAGGCAGUUCUAUUCAGUGUUCAGGAUCGGGUUUAGAAAGAC
Molecule: messenger RNA, 415 nt
Organism: Owenia fusiformis
Lineage: Eukaryota; Metazoa; Annelida; Polychaeta; Sabellida; Oweniidae
Source: the annotation of a GenBank genome assembly